AUGGCAGGUAUUGAUAUAGAUGCAAGUUAUGAUACUAUAAAUAAUAGUAAUAAUAACAAUAACAACAAUAACAAUAAUAAUAAUAACAAUAACAAUAACAAUAAUAAUGAUAAAAACAAUGGAAUUACAAUUGAUUCAACUAUAGAUUUUGGUUCAAAUGUUAGAAAAAGUAACAUUGGUAAUGUUGGAACAUUUUCAAUUAUUUCACCAGAAGAUGUAGUGGCCCAUGACAUAUUUUAUUGUCAAUGUACUCUUAUUUUAGGGUUCCUUUUCAUAUUUCCAUGGUUUUUCUCAAGCUUUUACAUGUUCAAUACACAAAGUGGUUCAUUAAAGAAAAUGGGUUUUGCUUCCAUUUGUUUAAUUAAUAUCUAUCUAUUAUUAUUUGUUUUAAUUUAUUAUAUUUAUAAAAUAUAUAAAUUUUAA
Molecule: messenger RNA, 423 nt
Organism: Dictyostelium purpureum
Lineage: Eukaryota; Evosea; Eumycetozoa; Dictyosteliales; Dictyosteliaceae
Exons: 1
Coding region: 1-423 (140 amino acids)
Source: RefSeq, a predicted model, not a curated record